AUGCCGUAUAAAAUGGGCCAUUCAUGUUUUCACAAUCUUGUGGCUGUGAAAAAUGUUUUUGUAACAAAUUUCGUGGCAAAACGAAAACUUGUGAUCAAAAGACAAAAAACUGAAUUGGGCUAUUGCACACCGGACAUGUCACUAAUAACACCGAUUUUAGAAGAGUACAAGCUGGCAGAGGAAAAAGUGGGAUGGGUCCUAUCUUUUCUGGAUCACGUGACCACUAUAAGUAGGCGAACAGCUGAGCUGUAUUUUCGCUGCACCCAAAUACCAAGAAACACGCGUUGGCAGGAUGUAAGUAUAAUCAACAUUGUGGAAAUGAUGGACAAGUCAAGGAAUUCGUUUGACGAACUCACGCGAAUGUACGAAAUUACCGUUGUGGUUGAGUGUAAGGCUAUUUUAAAGAAGUUGCAGGACAAGAUCAGCGAGCUGAACGGUCUGGAGGACAGAUUUAACAAAGCAUUGCAAAAAUACUUAGAUGACCUGAUGGUUUGUAAACAGAACCAUUUGGAGGCAUGGUCUAGCGGGAUUGUCGAUACCUGGCUGACAGAGAAGGAAUUGAGAAAGGCAUUAAAAAAGUACCUGGAUGAGAAUGAGGCGUGGAAUGAAAAUUUAAAGAAGGAAGUAGCUGUGUAUGACAAAGAGCUCAUCAAUAUAUCGGAGAAAUAUCAUGAAAUCAUAACUACAAGCCUAAACAUACAAAGAAAUCACUAUAAAAGUCUUUUGAUGUGCGGCGAGGAGGUGCUUAUUGAUGAGCAGCGGUUUAAAAAAGAUUGCUUCUUCGACUUUCCAGAGAAUGAGGACUGUUCAAUGAACAACAGAGAGGAGAAAAACGAAACGAAAUUUGAGGAUGCUUACGAAGCGAUAGUGAACGACAUGAGAAGCAGAAAUCCCGAGAUAACAAGAGAUAUCAACGUGAGAAAAUACGGGAUUUUUCGCGUUAGGAGGAAUUAUGACAUAAAGCAUGCGCUGGUAAUAGUGACUGAGACUCAAUUCGUACACGCAUAUGACCUUGACAGCAUUGUACUUUACCUGGAACUUUCAGACGACCAAAAGGCUCUUCUCAAGAAACUAGGAGAUUACAAUCGCGGCAUAUCGUUUUUCUUUGGACGAAACGAAUUUCUGAACACUACGGAAGAAAAGCAACUCGUUUUUUUUAGCGAACACGUAUUUAACCAUUUCAAUGUGAGCAGAGGGAUACUGAAAGGAUUCCCGAUUACCAUCAAGGACAAAUUAAUCAAAUUGGACAAGGAUAAAAGGGAGCUGAUCAUAACAGGACGGAAAUCUCCGAUGCUCAAAAACCUUUUUGUAUCGAACACCAUAAAGAUCAAGUCAUUUGUGCUGAGAGACGCGUAUGAACUGUUUUUUUCGUUUUGUAAAACUGCCGAGAAAAAGGGAGUGGAAGUGAAAGAGGAGGAAAAUGAUGAAACUAUGCCUGAUGGAAGCAAAAUAAUCAGCUACAAAGAAGAUGAGAAUCCCUGGAUCGGUGAGGAGGAACAAACAUAA
Molecule: messenger RNA, 1506 nt
Organism: Vavraia culicis subsp. floridensis
Lineage: Eukaryota; Fungi; Microsporidia; Pleistophoridae
Exons: 1
Coding region: 1-1506 (501 amino acids)
Source: RefSeq, a predicted model, not a curated record